Molecule: messenger RNA, 1179 nt
Organism: Lactuca virosa
Lineage: Eukaryota; Viridiplantae; Streptophyta; Magnoliopsida; Asterales; Asteraceae
Source: the annotation of a GenBank genome assembly
AUGCCGUCUACAAGCAGUUCCAGUAUGUCGUUUGGGGGAUUCCGAUCAAUUUUAGGAUUUGGAAACGAUCAUAAUCAAGUUCAUAUGGAGGAGGUGAACAACGAUUCUAAAUCUCCACUAGAUCGUGAACUUGAAAGGUUUCAAGAACAAGUAUUCACUCAAUUCCAUGCACUUUCAUCUUCUUCUCCCGAUGAAUUUCUCUCCAUUUUUUGGAUAUCCAAGCUACUAGACGCAUUCAUUGUUUGUCAAGAAGAUUUCAAGGUCAUUCUCUUGAACAAUUCUGAAAAUUUCUCAAAACCUCCAUUAGAUAAACUCCUUACAGAGUUCUUCGACAGAAGCAUCAAAGCUCUUGACAUAUGUAACGCUGUUCGUGAUGGAAUUGAGAAAGUACGCCUUUGGGGUAAACACUUAGCCAUUGUUUCAAGUGCUUUUGAUUCAAAACAGAGAAACAUGAUAGGUGAAGGCCAGUUUAGGCGUGCAAGAAAAUCAUUAACUGAUUUAGCCAUUGUUAUGCUUGAUGAUCAUAAGGAAUCUGGAUCUGUGUUUUCACAUAGAAACAGAUCUUUUGGGCGUCCAAACAAAGGUAAAGAUCUGAAUCAACGUAAGCAUGGACACUCAAGGUCUCUCUCAUGGAGUGUUCCUAACUCAUGGUCAGCUACUAAACAGCUUCAAUCAAUGUCCAACAGCUUGACUCCAUUUCCACCUCGAGGAAAUGAAAAUGGUGGAAAUUCCAGUCUUCAAAAUUGUGUUUUCACAAUGGGAUUUGUUCUCAUGUUUGUGUUAUGGACUGUAGUUGCUGCAAUCCCAUGUCAAGAUCGUGGUCUUUUCAAUUUCUCAAUUCCAAGACAAUUCUCAUGGGGAACUCCAUUGUUCUUUCUUCAAGCUCAGAUUUUAGAUGAAUCAAAGAAACGUGAACGUAAGAACAGCCCUGGGCUUUUAACAGAGAUUCAACAAAUGGAGAAGUCAAUCAACUUGAUCUCAGAUUUAAUUGAUUCUGUUCAUCAGUUUCCAUUGACAGAAGAACAACAGAAAGAAGUGAAAGAUGGAGUUGAAGAGUUAUCUUUGGUUUGUAGCUUGUGUAAGAAUGGAUUAGAUACAUUGGAUUGUAAAUUGAGGGAGGUUUUCAGGAAGAUUAUGUAUUGUAGGACUGAAGGGCUUGGAACGUUGACCACUACAUAA